GGUGCUGGCACAGCCAUUGGAGAGCUGCCUCCAUAUUUUAUGGCAAGGGCGGCCCGACUCUCUGGUGCUGAACCUGAUGAUGAAGAGUACCAGGAAUUUGAGGAGAUGCUGGAACAUGCAGAGACUGCACAAGAUUUUGCUUCCCGGGCUAAACUGGCUGUCCAGAACCUGGUGCAGAAGGUUGGGUUCUUCGGCAUAUUGGCCUGCGCUUCAAUUCCAAACCCUCUGUUUGACCUGGCCGGGAUAACAUGUGGACACUUUCUAGUUCCCUUCUGGACCUUCUUUGGUGCAACUUUGAUUGGGAAAGCAGUAAUUAAAAUGCAUAUCCAGAAACUUUUCGUUAUUAUAACAUUCAGCAAACAUAUAGUGGAGCAGAUGGUGUCCCUCAUCGGUGCUAUUCCAAGUAUAGGUCCUUCUCUUCAGAAGCCAUUUCAAGAAUAUUUGGAAGCUCAGAGGAUAAAACUUCACCACAAAUCUGACAGUGGCGUGCCACAGGGGGAAAACUGGCUAUCGUGGAUGUUUGAAAAAUUGGUGAUUGUCAUGGUUUGUUACUUUAUCUUAUCUAUAAUCAACUCCAUGGCCCAAAGCUAUGCCAAACGACUGCAACAGAAGAUGUACUCUGAAGAAAAAACCAAAUGAGCUUGGAAAAAAACCCUGGGAGUGGGUUUUAGCAGACAGGAGAAAUGACACAUCUUUCCAUACAUUUAAAAAUCAGCAUUAUUCAAAAUGGGGGAAAACUUUUUAACAUCAGUUUUGAACUCUAACAAGUUUUUAUUUAAUUUUGAAAGUAAUUUGGAUAUUUGAGCAGACGUUUCAUUGACAAACUUUAAAUGUUAAGGUAAGGUGUAAAUGCUUUACAAGUCUGAGUUGUAUUAGACAGGAUGGACAAGGUGAUGUUAAACGGUGUUUAACACACAUGUUGUCCAUCCAAAUUACUUCCGAAACUGAUGAUUUAAUACUCUCCAUUUCCUGAUUUAACUUCAGACUGACCUAAGGGUAAUUUUUUAUUUUGAAGGGUGGCUGUUUUGCUUUUUCCGUAACUUUCAAGACCAUGAAAAUGUAUAUAAAUGAAUACAGAUUGGAUACAAAUUGUUGCAUGUCCCUCAUGGUAAGGCUAUUCCAUUUGAAUUCUCCCGCGUCCCAUGGCAUUGCACGUGCUCUCGGUUGGAAAAGCCACCCUCCUAAACUUCAUGAUGUUAGCAGAGAUGAUGGAUGUCAAAAUGCUGAAGCUGACAUUUUUUAUUCUGUAUAUUUAGAAUGAAGUUAAGAUAAAACUUUAUAAAGUCAUCUUUGAUCAUU
This is a messenger RNA of Tauraco erythrolophus (red-crested turaco), 1299 nucleotides long. Lineage: Eukaryota; Metazoa; Chordata; Aves; Musophagiformes; Musophagidae. The record is from RefSeq and is a predicted model, not a curated record.